AGUCGCAUUAGUAGUACGAAAGAUGCCGUCGUGGGUGCAUUCUUGUUGGUUUGUUUUGUAGAUUAUUGCAAUGCGCAUACCGGGUCCACGCGUUCUUGUAUUAGGAGCAGUGUUUAAUUCAUUGCAGUUAUUAGCUGUCCUUAAGAUAGAGCCACACGUUUCCUUUACAACAAGCUUGUAGUAUAGAUUAUAAUAGGAUCAGUGUCAAGUGCACCUUGUGUAAAUCAUCAAGAUUCAAUGAAUCCUAGAUUCUAGUCAAACUUCCACCAUUCAUGCCUUACAAGUGAUGAGAAAUUAGUGUGUGGUUGAUUUGGUGAUAGAAAUAGUUAAUUCGAAGCAAACGCCGGUAAGAGUAGAGGCAAAAACACCUGAAACAAGAUGGGUAACGUUGAGAUUAACAAGAAACUACUGCCGAUGAAGGCACACUACUUCCUCUUCAAUGCAGGAACAGCCCCGGUGGUACCUUUCAUGCCAACAUUGGUAAGACAGCUGGGAUUUUCAACUGUGAUCGUAGGGACUAUCUACACGGUGCUACCGAUCGUUGGCAUGUUAGUCAAGCCUCUGUUUGGAAUCAUCGCUGAUCGGUUUCGGCGCCAGAAGCUGUUGUUUCUGUUAUUCCAAAUCCUCACUGCAGUUCCUUUCUUUUUAAUUAUGUUCAUCCCAGCAAUACCUCAAGAAUCUACCGUCUCGUUUCAUUGUCACGAGGGUGCCUCGGAUCUUCGGUACUGCCCCCCAAGUGGUUCCCAGUUGGAUAAAUGUCUCAUCGAUCGGUUGGUGGAUGAUCAAACCGGUAAUGCUACUCUUCGCUGUCAGCUGGAGUGUCAAACGGAAUCGUGGAUGUGGGAAACCGUUUGUAAGUACUGGAAGGUGGACAAAUAUUGCGACGAGAGCAACAUUCCAUCCGACAAGCUACUACGACUAACCGGUCUGGUUCCAAUGAAUCAUAUCAAUCUUCUGGACGAUUGCCUAUUUUUCAUACUCAAAGGAGCCGAACUGAACGGAGAUCACGUACCACUGUACUGUCCCGCAAAUUCAACAGACUUCAAAACAAGCUGUCAGGUUAAAUGCGACAAUACGGAAAUCAACGAGGCAAUCACCCAGUCUAAGAUUGCGGACAGAGAGGCCAAGGGAUUGUAUCAAUUCUGGCUGUUGUUCCUGUUUCUAAUUCUCAGCUGGGCAGGUAUGGCUGUCGUCGUCAGUGUCGGCGAUGCCAUCUGUUUCGACAUGCUCGGCGACCGUCCGCAUCUGUACGGAAAUCAACGGCUGUGGGGUUCGGUCGGUUGGGGAAUAUUUUCGCUACUGGCCGGCUUUCUAGUAGAUCAAUUUUCCAACGGUAAAAGUACCAAGGACUACACCGUCGUUUUCUACAUGACGAUUAUUAUUAUUGGUUUCGAUAUUCUAGUCUCAUCUAAACUUAAGCAUUCUCAAACAAGACUGUCUACUAAUAUUAUCAAGGAUAUCGGCCAAAUAUUUGUCUCAUAUAGGGUAGUGAUAUUUUUCUGUUGGUGCAUAUUAGUUGGAUUCGGAACGGCGAUGAUUUGGAAUUUCCUAUUCUGGCAUCUGGAAGAUUUGGCUAGUUUACAGCAGGGGUGUGACCACACUGCCUGGAUCAAAACGCUCGAAGGGAUUGUAAUGUCAAUUCAGUGCUUUGGUGGAGAACUUCCAUUUUUCUUCCUGUCCGGAUGGAUUCUUAAGAAAAUUGGCCAUGUUCACGCUAUGAGUGUGGUACUGCUAGGCUUCGGUGUACGAUUCCUGCUUUACUCUUCUCUUGUUAAUCCCUGGUGGGUUAUACCGAUCGAAUUUAUGAAUGGAAUUACGUUCGGGCUGUUUUACGCCACAAUGGCGUCAUAUGCCAGUAUAGUAGCACCUGCUGGAACCGAAGCAACUAUGCAGGGUCUGGUCGGAGCCAUUUUUGAAGGUGUUGGUGUGUCACUAGGUAGUUUGCUGGCAGGAAAUCUAUUCUACAACGUUGGAGGCAGUCAAACUUUCCGCUGGUUUGGAAUCGUAGCGUUGGUUCUGUGUGUUGUUCACGUAGCCAUCCAACGGUUGGUGGAUCGUUUCGAUUCGAGGGGUAAGCAAGCUGAUGAGAAAAUCGCAAGUAAUUAUAUACUGAAUCAGGCGCCCCACGGCGAGGGCAAUGGUGUUGAGAAGGGUCGCGUCGUAACAAAAACCGAUUCAGUUUUGUCCACUACGACCGUUCAGGAAGUGCUAGACGACGAAGAACAAAAUCGACAGCUAAAGAGUGCUUCCGAUAAUAAGGUCAACCGAACGGAUCACGAAAGCACUACCAAACAGAAUGAAGAAUUUCAAGAUGUUAGCUUAACGAUAAGCUAGGAAUAAGUGUUGAUAGUAUAUUGGUUUGUGCUGGACAAUAACUCCACUGGAUUGUGAUCGAGCAAUACUAAGAAUCUUUGACGAGUAGUUUAUAGGUUGAAUACCAAUAGUUCAAAGACAUAUAGCAUAACAAAAAGAUUAUUUGCAUCAACAAACAUUUUAAUCCUUGAUGGACACUCAUGUAUAUCAAUACAGUUUUUUUUUGCAAAUAUUUUCUGGGUGUCAUAUAUAAUAUAUAAAUGAACCGAAAUUGCGCUUGCAGGAAGGUGUAAUGUGCAAAAAUGUUCUAAUUUUUUCAUAGGAUAGACAAGGUAUUUAUAUAAGAGACAAGUUUCUAGAACAUAAUUAGACGAACAAGCGAACUUUGGAAUAAACGGAAUCAAUCGUAAAAUGUACUCGUGUAUCCGGAAAAUGGAUUCAUGGAUCACCGACUACGUAUUUCGGAAAACUUCAAACGCUAUUGCAAUUGUCAUAGAUAACCACGCUGAUACAAUUUGAUACAUUGUAGACAGAAAUAUUCACCACAAAUUGUAUGCUGAAGAAACGGAAUCUGGAAUGUACGGAACAAGUCGAUGUUUCCGAAAAUAUCCAGGAAUAUUAGUCAUGGGUGCGUUUCGACUUCGUCUUAUAAGAAACCGACCCUGGUGAGAAAUUUUUUGGUGUUUACACAAUUUUUCUUCUUAGGAUGAAAUAUAACAUAAUCCAGGAAUAGUUUAUGAGUACUUCAUUUGCGUCCUUCUAUUUUCUCCAAGCAAAAUAGUAAUGCUUGAAACACCGUUCAGUAUGGAUGGCCCAUUUCUCACUUAUCAGGUUCCGCAUGAUGAUCGAAAAUUGCCAAUAUAGCCAUCUAAAAUUUUCAAAUUUUCAAAUUAGUUAUUAUUAUUAGUUAUAAUAAGUUCAUUAGUUAUUCAUGUUAUAAUAAAAUCAGACCUUAAGCUAAGCAUUGGAAGAUUGAUGAAAGUGGACAGAAAUUUUGGAAAAGUAAGCUAUCAGAGCAUCGCACAACUCAAAAGCUGGAAACUAGUUUCAUAUUACUGGACAGGAUGCGUCAUCGCGUGACCAAAAAAGUUUUCUUAAAUUACUUUAAUAAUCAAUGAGUAUUGGCCACAUAAGUUCGUUAUCGGCGACAUAUCUGUACACCGUUACGAAUGGCAAUGUUCGAGGAGUCCGAAGCACAUUCUACCUAAUCCAAGAAAAAAAAACACCGUGCAAUCAACGCAAAAUUUUUCUCCGACAUCACAGAUGAUCGUACCUCGCUGCACAGCGCAUAGAUUCUAACCUCCACCCGGUAGUUGAUUACAUGCGCUCAAAAUCAUCGACUUUGUACAACUGAUGUCGAGAUUUAAUAUUAAACAGCUACAAUACGAUCAGACUGCUGAGAAAUACGCGGAACAGUUGUUGACAGUGCUAUCAAUCGAAGAGCAGUUUGCACAGCCAGAAUAUGUUUUUUCCAAAAAGUUGCCGAUUAACUCAAAUAUUCUUUCUGCGCUCUCCAGCUAAAAGCCAUAUUACGAGCAAAAUUGUGAAAAUAUUGCAGUUCGUUGAUAUUUACAUAUAUCAACAUUUGGUAUCCAUACUUUGGUCAUUUAGCACUUUUCAAGCUAGGAAUUCUUCCAUAUUAUGCAUUGCAAUUUUGUGAAGAUUUUGAAGUCCCCUAAAUUUGAAACUUUCAGCGAUGUUCUAAAUACCAGAUCUCUCACAUGAAUGUGAUCAUUUUGGUAUCAUGACAUAAAUUAAACUAAUAUAUUCGUUGUGUAAAAUUCAAAUUAGAGACGGAAAUAAAGAAGUGUUCGGUAUUAUGAUAGUGUGGGAAAUGAAAAUGAAUAGGCGUUGCUAGAUAGCAAAAAUAUCGGAGGCAGAAAUUAAGUAAUGACUGACAUAUACGGAUGUAUUUCCUUUAAUUACAAUCAGAAGAACAACAUUUGGUAACGAGGCAAGGAUUAUAUCUUCAUCUGAGGUAGAUAUUAAUUAAGUUAAAAUGAAACAUUUAAAUAAGAUAAUUCAGUAACUUCCGGAUCGGAAGCACAUUUAUUAAUAGCUCAUAAGCAGGGCGACACACAGUGGCUCAAUAUCUCGCGAAUGUUGUAGACUAGUGAUGUUUUUGGGAAAGUGUCUUCGGUUCUUUGACAAAUAUUAUCACAGCUUUGCUGAAGAGUAUCUUUUUCUUAAACUGAUUGAAAUAUCAAUCGUUUUUCACGGACCAUGUCUAAACAACAGGUUGUACCUACACUAGUAACGAGCGAACAAGGACGACAUACAACGCCUUCAAGCAAUGGAUGUUUUUGAAUGAUUUAGUCAUCCGGAAUAUAAAGCCGAGCUGUUUGGGUGCCUUGGACACGGUGUAUGAUAUGUGAUCAUAGAAGAACAAUUUACUACCUAGCAUGACCCCGAGAUAUUUGAUGCAGUUCUCCUGUUUCAAGUUGGAUCCUUACAGCGAAUAAUGAUAUACGAUAGGGUUGCGUUUAUGAGUGAAGGUGAUAGUAGAGCACUUUGAUGCGUUCAGCAUCAUUUUGUUCAAUUGGCACCAAUUGGCGAAGAUAUCGAUGCAGAAACUGGGUAUCAUUCAGAUUACAAAUUCUUAGGUAUAAUUUAAAAUCAUCGGCGUAGGAAAGUUUUAAGCAUUUCAAAAUGAGAUUGACGUCAUUGAUGUAAAUUAGAAAUAGGAGAGGUCCAUGGUGGCUUCCUUGUGGUACACCAGAGGUAACAGUAAUUGUUUCAGAGAUACUAUCUCCUAUUGUCACUGACAUUUCGCGACCAACAAGAUACGAGUUUAGCCAGUCGAGGAACAUUCCGUGGAUACCGAGACGCUUGAGUUUCGCUAUGGCGGUUUCGUGAUUAAUUUUAUCAAAUGCAGCGGACAGAUCGGUGUAAAUUGCAUCCGUUUGAUGUCCUUUCUCCAUUUCUUAGAUUAUGUAGGAAGUAUAGCAAACUAGGAGCCCGUGUUGAUCAGCGGAUAUGUAGUGUGAGCAGCAGUGUGACAUGAAAUCUACUAUUAUCAACCGAACAGCUUAGACGAUGCACAUAAAGCUGCAAUGCCGCGAUAGUUCUAGAUAAUGCGCUUGUCUUCUUUUUUGUGCACUGGGAAAAGAAACAACUUUUUCCAGGUUUCUGAGAAUGUUCCUGUAGAUAGUGAGCGGUUGAAUAUAGCUGCCAAUGGAGACGCGACGUUAAUUGAAAACUAUCGAUGGAAUUCCAUCAAGGCCGGGUUUGAAUGAGCAUUUUAGGAGUGGGCGCGCUUCUAGAACCAACGGAUGGAAAGCACGGAACAUUAUUUUCCGCGUUUGAGAUGGAAUUGUUGUCAAGGUCUUCAUUGCUUAAUACACUACUAAGAAUACGUCAUCAUCUACAUUAUCCAUGGUACUUGGAAGCCCGCUUUCUUUCCUCUACUCAUUGAAGUAUUUCCAGAAGCUUCUAGGAUCGGUUUUUAGUUUGUCCUGGAGUCGUUGAAAAACACUACUGUCAAACUGAAAACGAGGCAUUCGCAUUGGUUUGGUCAGUUGAAAAGUUUGCUGUGUAUCUAAUCGAUAAGUUCACAGUAAAAUAUCGAAAAGGGCCACGAAAAGUAGUAGACUCUCUAUCACGUUAGGUGCCUCCGGAAAUGGCAAGAGGGAAUAUAUUAGUAGUUCCAAAAGUUCUGCGAAUCAGGAUAAGACAGGUGAUACAUAAAGGAUGUCCUGGUGGGACUCAUGAAAAAACGGUUGAUGGAUCGUGCAUGGUGGCCUCUGAAGGAUCCAGAAGCGCCGGAAUUCGUAAUUAAAGCAUGCCAACUGGUCAAAAUUCCCAGCAAACCGGUUCCAAUAAGUCGUCGGGAAUUGCCAUCGAAACCGUGGGUCAAUGUGGUGAUAGAUUUUCCUUUCCAUCAGAAGAAUAUUUGCUGGUACUAUUCGACAAUGCAAAUACAAUUUCGAGAAACAGUGGACAGACUAAAUAAAAUAUUCAUCAGAUUCAGAAAUUCCAGAAUAAUUACGUUGGACAAUGCGAAGCGGUUCAUAGGAAGAGACUUUGAUGAAAAUUGUAAAGUACAUGGAAUAAGCCUGAAUCAUUCAGAGCUCCAUACGGGAGCACGUCAUUUGGCAUAAGUUAAUUUGGUAUAAACUCAUUUGGUAUAAUGUUCAUUUGGCAUAAUGGUCGUUUGGCGUAAUUUGAAGUAUACAUUAAAAUCUAUUACAUUAAACGAUGACGCCGAUGGCCACCUCGCCCGGCGGAUCCUCACAGGCUUUGUACGGCUUCGGAUACUUGGUCACGGUUAUCCGAUAAAUCUAAGGGCUAUUUGGUAUAUAGAUUCAAAGAUCUGCUCAUGUUUGAAAGAAGGAAUCAACCUCUAAGUUUGAGUAAGCCGGGCAAACGAGUGGAUCACCAGUUUACUUGCGAGCACUAUUUGGUAUACUAAUUCAAAGAACUGCAUAUGUGUAUAUUUGCCAGAAACGUAAGGGUUGAUUCCUUCUUUCACUCAUGAGCUGUUCUUUACAUUUGUAUACCAAAUAAGCUUCGCAAGUAAACUGGUGAUCCACUCGUUUGCCCGGUUUACCAAACCUUAGGGGUCAACUCCUUCUUUCAAACAUGAGCAGUUCUUUGAAUCUGCAUGUCAAAUAAGUUUAAACAUAAGGGUAUUCUUUCAAAUAUGAACAGUUCUUUGAAUAGUCUUUGGUUUUGUCGCAUAACCGAUACCAAGGAUCUGAAGUCGCGCAAGGCCACUGAGGAUCUGCCGGGCGAGGUGGACAUCGACCCGCCGCCGGAGGCGUCCCCCACAAACAAACCUGUGAUCCACUCGUUUGCCCGGAUUACUCAAACAUACGGGCAAUCAACUAGUUUAAGUCCGACGAAGCGGAGCUAUGUUGGACAGCACCAAAUUUAAAGCGAUGUGGCGUAGCCACAUUAGGCGUCAACGCCUAAUAAUAGAAAAUUCAAUAUAUUUUUCAAAUUAUGCCAAAUGAAGAUUAUGCCAAACGACAGUAUGUGUCACCUACUGUUAUGCCAAAUGAACUUAUGCCAAAUGAAUUUAUGCCAAACGACGUGCUCCCGCCCCAUACGGAACACGGGUUUGUAGAACGCCAGGACCGUUCACUUUUGAAGAGUCUACAGAUAAAUCAUGAAUUGGAAGAAAGACUUAAACGAGUGUUUUAUCAUGUAUUAUACGACGCCUCAUUCAUCUUCAGGGAAAACACAAACUGAACUGUGAUACGGACGAACCAUGCGCUCUGUGCUUCCGUGUAUUGACGACAUUGAGACUGCUCGCGAGGAUACCAGGGAGACGCGCAAUGGAAUCCAGACGGGUGACACUAUUUUAAUGUAAUAUUUGACGCAAUCCAACAAAAUACAAACAACAAAAACAGAUAUGUGGUUGUUAGAAGAAUAAGUCCAAAGAUAAUAGAGACGCAGAAUUAAUGAAAUAAUACGCGAGGAAUGUUGCACACGUAAAGAAAAUUCGGAAAUCGGUAACAAUCUCUUCAACUCAACACACUGAACCAACAACUUCAAGAACACUAGAUGAGAAAGUAGAAUUGCCUACCAUAAACGCGUCUAAAUCUUCAAAAAAUCAGGACUUUAUAAUGAAGAUAUAUUUCCUUUACUUCCAAUUCGAAGCAUCACAUGUAGCGUAUGUAAUUUUGUGCAGAGUUUGUAGAUCGUUGAAUUGAAAACAAUGUUUUCUGCAUAUUUUGAAAUUUUCUGUAUUGCAUGCAAUUUUGUGAACAUAUUGGAGUUCCUUCCAUAGGAAAUAAUCAACAGUCUUUCAGUUGUUGUCUUGUCCAAAUAAAUGCAAACAAUUUCACAUUGUAAUAUGUAUCGAGGUAGAUUUUUAAUUCUUCAGACAUUACCACAUUCUUCAUUUUUGCGGUACUUGCUUCAAUUUUUUUACUCGUAAAAGGUUCAAAUUUAGUCUAACUCUAAGCCUAAUAAUUCUGUAGUAAUAUAGAUAGUUAAAAAAUCCGAACUGCGAGUUGACAAAAUUGAACGACUGGUAAGAUAUGGCGAUUCGAGAUACGACUGUUCUAGACUCAAUGUGGUUCACACAAAUAAAACUGGCAUAGUUGGAGGAGUGUUAUGUUUCUCCUGAUGAAAAUACACCCCUUAGGCCAGAUCACUUGUGCAAAAGAAAAUACAUUACCAUUCAUCAAAACAGAAUGUAUUUUGCGUUGCGUGUAUCACAUCCCUGUUCUGUAAGAAACUAGCUCUAUAUCGUUCUAAAAGUCUAACAAAGUGGACUAACGAAGCCCGUUUGUGGGACGAACUUCUCUUCAAAGGAGUGCAAAGUUGAUGAAAAAAUGGAAAUAAAAAGCAUUAUUUCAAAUUAAAUGUAAAUGCCUUAUACAUUCGUAGAAGUAUCUGCCUCUAGAUACACUAUCGGUGUAACAUUUAUUAACGAUACUCUACUUGGUCACAUUGGCUGCCGUAAACAAAAUACGAAAACGAACUUUCCGGGUUUGAUAAACAGCAGACGGAUGCGCAGGCAUUUUGAAUGGAAUAGUUGCGUUUAAUUUUGAGUUGGUUUACGGCGAUCUUCACAUAGGUGUAAUAAAAGUAAUAACACUUUCAAAAGCGUUUCAUAGUUUUUCGGAGAACAUAUAUUGAUACCUUCAGGUUUUUGGCAACAUUCUGAAGCGUGAGUUUACCCAGCGCCACUUCUUGUCCAUAUUAGGGUCUACUCGAUUCUUGAUCAUUUUUCUUCCCCGGUUUUCAGCCGCUUCUUCAAGUUUAGUCUAACAUUUUAGAUAUGGUGAUAUAAGCGAUAUUAAGGUUUCAUAGAUGGAACUUAACAUUUGCUGUUUCGUUUAUAUGACCCUGAGCAAUGUACUUGAUUCUAUGCUAUUGUUCUUUCGCUCGAUUUCUGUGAAGCACGUGGAGAACAGAUAUAUGGAAAGUUUUUUAUUACGUAAUAAAUUUACACAAAUCGAGCGGAGAGCAAUAGGAUUGCCACACCUACGGGAACUGUGUCUAAGACGGGCACCUUAAGGAUUGGAAUUUUUUUUCCAAGUGUUACAUGGCCGUGAGUACUUCAUGGAAUGUUAUAAAACUUAACAGGCGAAUGCUUUAAACUACCUUUACUCAAAUCAAGCAUUUUUCAUUUACACAGAUAACAAAAAAACAACAAUAUACAUAACUGUGGCAUUUUCUACAAAACUUUCAGGUGUCUACUCCUUAUAACUCCUUUGUUAUUUUCAUUUAAAAUUAGUUAAAACUCGCCAAAAAUAGAGAUCGGUUGAGAUUAAGAGCAUUUAAAAGGAAAUCUGUAUUUAUAAAUACCAUAUAAUAAAACGAGUACACGAAACUGUAACAAUCGUUAUAUUUAUUAUGAAAGGAAAAUCAAACCUAUCUUUCACGAAUUUCGCUAAGCAACUGAACUUUGUGUUCUUUACUAACAAGUGAUCCUCUACUUUAUCAUCGCAAGCGGUCAAUUAUUUUUAUAUCCCAUUCCAAACGUUUAUUUCUAUUCUGUAUUUGACAAGUUUACGCUCUGCUUAUAUAUAAAUUACAAAUUACCAUCUGAAGUGGAUCUAGAAGACCUGAAGUAAAACAACGGCAAAGAUAAUCGAAAGAAAGUGCUCACUAUCAGAAAUGUAAGCAAACCUGUUUGAUAAAAUGUAGAAUGAUGAUUUGUGUAAGCAUAGGACCUCGAUAACGCAUGAGUGCACGAUUAUACUUGCUUAACUGAUAAACGAACAAAUUGUUGUAACUGAAAAUGAAUAGUUCUUAGAGAAUGAAAUGCUACAAUUGCAAAUUAUUUUACACAUCUAGCAUGGCUUGGUUUAGUUAGACGUUUUGAUAGAUCUGGCCAAUUUUUUAACAC
Molecule: messenger RNA, 10120 nt
Organism: Topomyia yanbarensis
Lineage: Eukaryota; Metazoa; Arthropoda; Insecta; Diptera; Culicidae
Gene: Sugb
Product: major facilitator superfamily domain-containing protein 6
Exons: 6
Coding region: 379-2334 (651 amino acids)
Cellular component (GO): membrane
Source: RefSeq, a predicted model, not a curated record